Molecule: messenger RNA, 1584 nt
Organism: Aspergillus saccharolyticus JOP 1030-1
Lineage: Eukaryota; Fungi; Ascomycota; Eurotiomycetes; Eurotiales; Aspergillaceae
Product: putative methionine permease
Exons: 4
Coding region: 1-1584 (527 amino acids)
Biological process (GO): amino acid transmembrane transport
Cellular component (GO): membrane
Molecular function (GO): L-amino acid transmembrane transporter activity
Source: RefSeq, a predicted model, not a curated record
AUGACCCCCAACGAACAACAGCCCCUGCUGGGCAUCCCCGCGCCCCCAGUGUUCCCGGACGAGGUGCCCGACGCCGAAGCAGCCACGCAACCGCCCGCCAACGAGACCAAAGCCCUGACAUGGACGAGCGCUUAUAUUCUCGUGGUCUCCCGAGUUAUCGGCAGUGGCAUCUUCGCAACGCCUGGAUCGAUCGUCAAGUCCGCCGGCAGCGUGGGCCUGUCUCUGGUGGUAUGGGGGGUGGGCACCGUCCUCGCCGCCUGUGGCCUGGCUGUCUCGUUGGAGUAUGGAUGCAUGUUGCCCCGAUCGGGGGGUGAUAAGGUCUACCUGGAAUAUACCUAUCCCCGUCCACGGUUUCUCGCGUCCACCCUGAUCGCCGUCCAGGCGGUUGUUUUGGGGUUUACCGCUAGCAAUUGCAUCGUCUUUGCCAAAUACACCUUGUUCGCGGUCAACAUCCACCCCACCGAGCUACAGCACAAACUCCUGGCGCUCGGCCUGCUCACCGUGGUCACGGUGAUGCAUGGCUUCUUCCUGCGGACGGGGAUCUGGGUGCAGAAUGUGCUGGGAUGGCUCAAGAUCUUCCUCGUGGGGGCGAUCGCGCUGACGGGGAUCUGGGUGAUCCUCGUGCGGCCGCCCAGCGAGACCGAUGCCUCGUCCGGGGGAUCGCGCGAGCGGGGGGUAUUCACCUGGGAUUCGCUGUGGGGGGACUCGAACUGGAGCUGGAAUCUGCUGUCGACCUCGCUCUUCAAGGUCAUCUACUCGUACGCCGGGCUGAGCAACCUGAACAACGUCCUGAACGAGGUGCGCAACCCGGUGCGCACCCUCAAGACGGUGGGUCCCGCCGCACUGGCGACAGCCGGAGGGCUGUACUUCCUGGCCAAUGUCUCCUACUUUCUCGUCCUUCCCCUCGACGAGAUCAAAAGCAGCGGGGAGCUGGUCGCCGCGCUGCUCUUCGAGCGGCUGUUUGGCAACCAGGUCGGCCGGACCCUGCUGCCUCUGGCGAUUGCCAUCUCGGCCGCGGGCAAUGUCAUGGUCGUCACCUUUGCCCUGGCCCGCGUGAACCAGGAGAUCGCCCGCCAAGGGUUCCUCCCCUGGUCGACGGUGCUGGCCUCCUCGCGACCCUUUGGCGCGCCGCUGGGAGGCCUGCUGGUGCACUACAUCCCCUCCGUCUUGGUGAUUGCCCUGCCGCCGCAGGGGGACGUCUACAACUUCAUCCUGGACGUCGAGGGCUACCCGGGCCAGUUCUUCAGUCUGGCGGUCACGCUCGGGCUGUUGCUCCUCCGCUACAAGGAGCCCGAUCUUCCGCGUCCGUUCAAAGCCUGGCUACCGGCUGUGUGGCUGCGUGUGCUCAUCUCUUUCGUGCUGUUGGCCUCGCCCUUUUUCCCGCCGGCGGGCGGCCAGGGCGAUGUAGGCUUUUUCUACGCAACCUACGCGAUCGUGGGGACUGGCGUGAUCGUGUUCGGCGUGUUAUAUUGGUACGUGUGGACGGUCCUCCUCCCACGGUGGGGCGGUUAUCAGCUCGAGGAAGAGAAGACGGUGGCGGAGGACGGGGCCAUCCAUCGCAGAUUGAUUCGCGUCUACGAGUAG